Molecule: messenger RNA, 900 nt
Organism: Trichomonas vaginalis G3
Lineage: Eukaryota; Parabasalia; Trichomonadida; Trichomonadidae
Product: protein serine/threonine kinase protein
Exons: 1
Coding region: 1-900 (299 amino acids)
Biological process (GO): autophagy; peptidyl-serine phosphorylation
Cellular component (GO): cytoplasm
Molecular function (GO): ATP binding; protein serine/threonine kinase activity
Source: RefSeq, a predicted model, not a curated record
AUGGGAGAAAUUGGAAGCUAUCAACUAUUAUGUCCAAUUGGUGAAGGUGCAUCAAGUACAGUUUACUGUGCUAAAAACAAUGAUACCAACGAUAAUUGCUGUAUAAAGCUUAUCAAAAAAUCCCGAUCAGAAAAUUGUUUCCUGGAUAUCGAAAGCAAAGUCCUCCCAACAUUGAAUCACCCAAACAUAGUAAAAUUCAUUGAUUUCCUAGAAGAUGUAGAUAACUUUUACCUUGUUGAAGAAUUAUGCUGUGGAGAAACUCUUACACAUUACAUGGAAAGCGGUAAAAUCUUAACCGAUAGCGCUAUCUUAUCUAUUAUGCAGCAGUUACUAUCAGCUAUCCAGUACAUUCACUACAAAGGAAUUAGUCAUCGAGAUUUGAAGACAGAUAAUAUCAUAAUAUCUAAUGCAAAUACCAUAAAAUUAAUUGAUUUUGGUCUAUCCACAGACAACAACUCCCAAAUGAGAGCAACGUUCUGUGGUUCAGUUGCGUUCGCAUCUCCAGAAUGUAUCAAUCACCUGAACUACGAUUCUAAGUCAGCUGAUAUUUGGUCUUGUGGAGUCAUAUGUUAUUAUCUUGCUACAGGUUCUAUCCCAUGGAAAGGAAAGAAUAUCGUUCAAAUUAUGAGAAGUAUCACAACUGUAAAUUACACAAUUCCAAGUACUGUAUCGCUCCCUGUUAAGAGUAUUAUCCAGCAAUGCCUUCAGCUAGAUCCAGUAAAAAGGCCAUCUGCAAGUAAAUUACUAGAAUCACCAUUCUUCAGUACAAAGGUUAGAAGAUCUCCAAGACUUUUACGUGUAGAAAAUUCAUGCGGUCAAUUCCCAAAGCAUUCUAUUGUUCAACCACCUGCAGAAGUUCGAAAAUCUGCUAGGAGAAGGCCAAAAAUCUACUCUCUGUGA